GCUGAAGGCCAGGAUUCAGUUUUUUCUGGGCAGGGAAGGGUUAAAUCCUCCUGGGCCUCCCAGGCUCUGGCCACUCUCCCCUCCUGACCUUUCUCCUCUCCAGCCUCAGGCACAGCCGCAGAGCCACCCGUGCACCCUGCCUCGUCCUCAUGGCCUACCUGAGCCGCUCACAGCUCCAGAAGUUUCAGGAGGAUGGAUUUCUGGUGCUGGAAGGAUUCUGGUCUGCAGACGAGUGUGUGGCCAUGCAAUGGAGGAUUGGCGAGAUAGUGGCUGAGAUGGAUGUCCCUCUCCAUUGUCGCACGGAAUUUUCCACCCAGGAGGAGGAGCAGCUGAGAGCCCAGGGCAGCACAGACUAUUUCUUAAGCAGCGGCGACAAGAUUCGAUUCUUCUUUGAGAAAGGCGUCUUUGAUGAGAAAGCUCUGCACGCCCAUGACUCUGUCUUCAGGUGUGUCACACACUCCCCCAAGGUGCAGGCUUUGGCCAGAAGUCUGGGCCUCCAGAUGCCCGUGGUGGUGCAGAGCAUGUAUAUCUUUAAGCAACCUCACUUGGGCGGCGAAGUCUCCCCUCACCAGGAUGCCUCCUUCCUGUAUACGGAGCCUCUGGGCCGGGUGCUGGGCGUGUGGAUUGCUCUGGAAGACGCCACGCUGGAGAACGGCUGCCUCUGGUUCAUCCCUGGCUCCCACACAGGUGGAGUGUCGAGAAGGAUGGUCCGGGCCCCUGCUGGCUCGGCGCCUGGCACCAGCUUCCUUGGGACAGAGCCAGCCCGGGAUAACAGCCUCUUUGUGCCCACACCGGUGCGGAGAGGGGCCCUCAUCCUAAUCCACGGAGAAGUGGUGCACAAAAGUGAGCAGAAUUUCUCCGACUACUCACGCCAGGCCUAUACUUUCCACCUCAUGGAGGCUGCUGGCACCGUCUGGAGCCCAGAUAACUGGCUCCAGCCGACAGCUGAGCUGCCCUUUACCCCACUGUACACCUAAAGGCCCUCUGAGGGCAGGGACGCCACCCCCUCUCGGGAGAAGCUGUGGGCCACCAACGCCAGCGCCUCACCCCACCGCCCAGCUGCAAUGGGGAA
This is a messenger RNA of Eubalaena glacialis (North Atlantic right whale), 1072 nucleotides long. RefSeq names its product phytanoyl-CoA dioxygenase domain containing 1 (gene PHYHD1). NCBI's taxonomy places the organism in Eukaryota, Metazoa, Chordata, Mammalia, Artiodactyla, Balaenidae. The record is from RefSeq and is a predicted model, not a curated record. The transcript has 10 exons. The coding region runs from base 150 to 977 and encodes 275 amino acids.